CGAGUAGUCCCUUUUUCGAGUCAUGAUGUCGAAACUUGAUAGUUACUUUUAUUGCAAUCUUGCUAUGCACUUUGUAGGAAGUGAAUCAAGGGGCUUGAAUCACAUGUAGUUUGUACUUUGUAAAUCUUAUGUCUUGUUUUGAAUGUGGUAAAAGUUUGAUAUUGUUUUGAAGAAUACAUUCCCUUUUGUGGGGGACUAGAAGAAGUUGUUCCAUAAGACCACAUAUGUUUGUCCUUUUCUAUUUUUCAUCUUCUGUGGUUGGAUUCAUUUGGUUUACCUCCACCUUUAUCAAAUUUCUUUUUUGACAACUUAGCGUUCCGAAGUUUGUUGAGUGUAUUCUCUUUGCUAUUUUUAGAAAUCGGUCGUGUAUAAUGCUCAUUUUGAACAUGCACAGCUUCACAGCUCUCACAUUGUGUUAUGAAAUUUCUGACUUACAUAUUAAAUAUAGACCUGACUUGUGCUGGAAGACUUGCCUGAUAAUCUACAUUAAAGGUGCAAAACCUUCUUUUGUGUCUGGAAUUACUCUUCUGUUUCCAAGGAACUUAUAAGUCAUAUUUUGAUUGCACAAUAUUUCUGUAUAUACUACUGAACGAGUGAGGUAAGGUGAUACAAUAUGAGGGAGGCAGAGAAGAAAAAGGUUCAAAAAAACGUUCAAACUAAACCAUCUGUGAGAACACCUAGAAGAGAGAGUAAACCGGUUCAAGAGAAUGUCCGUAAACCAUCAAAUGCAAAAGAAUCUCAAUCUAAGGCUUCACGUGCCAAGCCAGCGUCUAAUAGUGCUUUAAGUGAUACAAAUGUGGGUGCAGAGGCCCCUGAAGUUUAUGAAAACGUGGUUAUACAUUAUGUGGAUGAUGCAUACAGGUCAGGGGAUGCAGGUCAAGGUCCUAAAGAGCAGGAUACCAUGACUGGAGACAAGGAUGACGAUCUAGAGGAUUGUUCUAGUGAGUUGGGUAAGAAGGGAGAUGAUUCUGAUUAUGAAUCUUUAAAAGGCUCAACAUCUUCUCAGGAUGAUAUCCAGGCUGCUGAUGAUGUGAAAAUAGGAGCUACAAAUGUUUCCAAGAAAAUUGCGAACAAGGGUGUAUCAAAGGCAAGGGUUACUCAUGAAAAGAGUAACUCAGGUAUAAAACAAGCUCGUUCCUCACCAAGAGAGACCAUGAAAUCCGGUGGCUCUAAAGUAGCUCCAAAAGAUUCAUCAUCUGAAUGUUCUGAAGGAACUGAGGAUAAGCCUAUUGAGGAAACAAACCAAGAAAUAUUUGAUGAGGCCUCAAGUGACAUAAAAAGUAUAAGAAGUGAUGAUGAUACUGUUGGGCCUGAAGGUAAUGCAUACUCAGAGCAGCAAAGAGCUGCCUUGAAACAGAAAGCUGAUGUCAUGGAAAAUAGGAUUGAGAAAUUAGAGGAUGAGCUUAGAGUGGUUGCUGCUCUUGAAGUAUCGCUCUAUUCUGUGAUACCAGAGCAUGGGAGCUCCGCUCACAAAGUACAUACACCUGCUCGACGUCUUUCUAGGCUUUAUAUACAUGCAUGCAAACAUUGGACUAGAAGUAAGAGAGCAACUAUUGCUAAAAAUACUGUUUCAGGGCUUAUUUUGGUUAGCAGAACUUGCGGAAAUGAUGUUGCAAGGUUAACCUUUUGGCUCUCAAAUACUGUUGUUCUGAGAGAAAUUAUCUCACAAGUAUUUGGCAUCUCUAGCCAAACAAGCCCAGCAAGGUUUGGUGCAUCAAAUGGUAGUAGAAAAAGUAGCGAGGGAAAUGCUUUCUCUUUGAAAUUGAAAGGACAUUCUAAUGGGAAUCAAGUAAAUAUGACUACCCAGCUGUUUGAAGAUUGGGAAGAGACUAGUACAUUCACUUCUGCUUUAGAAAAAAUAGAGUCGUGGAUCUUCUCUAGGGUUGUCGAGUCAGUGUGGUGGCAGGCACUAACGCCAAAUAUGCAAACGCCUGUUGAGGACCUGAUCAGCCAAAAGAAAAUAGGAAAAUUGUUAGGUCCCUCCUUGGGAGAUCAGCAGCAAGGAACUUUCUCCAUUGAACUGUGGAGAAAUGCAUUCCAGGGUGCUUUCGAGAGGCUUUGUCCUGUUCGUGCUGCAGGGCAUGAAUGUGGUUGUCUGCCAGUAUUGGCAAGGAUGGUGAUGGAACAAUGUGUUGGAAGGUUAGAUGUGGCUAUGUUCAAUGCCAUAUUAAGGGAAUCUGCACAUCAGAUUCCCACUGAUCCAGUUUCAGAUCCUAUAGUAGACUCAAGAGUUCUACCAAUUCCAGCUGGAGAUUUCAGCUUUGGCGCUGGUGCACAACUAAAGAAUACUGUUGGCAAUUGGUCUAUGUGGUUUUCUAAUCAGCUUGGCAUGGAGACGGACUCUGUCCCAGACGAUGAUGCUGAAACCUACAAUGAUGAUCCCCAAACUACACAAACUAAGUGUUUUUUCCUCCUUAAUGAAUUGAGUGAUCUCUUGAUGCUUCCGAAAGAUAUGCUUAUGGACCGUUCAAUUAGGAAUGAGGUAUGCCCUUCAGUUAAUCUGGAUGUUAUUAAACGGAUAUUGUGCUACUUCACUCCAGAUGAGUUUUGUCCAGAUCCAGUUCCUGGAGAAGUCUUGGAGGCACUGAACGCUGAGAGUUUCGUUGAGCGGAAAAUAGCUGGAGAUGCUUUUGGAAGCUUCCCAUAUGCAGCUCCUGUUGUUUCAUAUUUCCCUCCAUCAUCGGGUGAAGUCUCAGAGAAAGUAGCUGAGGCAGGAGGGAAACCUCAAAUUGAAAGGAAUGCAUCUAUGGUACAGAAGAAAGGUUAUAUGAGUGAUGAAGAAUUAGACGAUCUAGAUUCCCCACUAACAUCCUUCAUCGAGCAAUCAUCACCUCGUACAAUGCAAAAUGGGAAUGCAGGUCUGAAAUCUAUGGAGCCAACAGGCUGCGGAGGGAACUCAAGGUAUGAGCUUCUCCGCGAAGUUUGGUCUUUGUAGAUUCCGUUGGUGCUUUAUGUCCACCCCUCCUUUUUUCUUUUCAUUUUUAGUUAUAUACGUAAUGUAAUGUAAUGAUCUGAAAUGAUAGAAGCUAAAAAGUUCUGAAUCUGCAACAUAUAAUGUAUGUUACACUGUAAGUUUAGAAGCAUUCUAGCUUUACUUUCUUGUAAAGAAAAUAAAUUUACCUGGGAAAUUCAGUAAAGAGAAGUUGUUAUAUCGGAAUCAAUUAGUUUUUCA
Molecule: messenger RNA, 3172 nt
Organism: Chenopodium quinoa (quinoa)
Lineage: Eukaryota; Viridiplantae; Streptophyta; Magnoliopsida; Caryophyllales; Amaranthaceae
Exons: 8
Coding region: 614-2935 (773 amino acids)
Cellular component (GO): nuclear pore
Source: RefSeq, a predicted model, not a curated record